Messenger RNA from Priapulus caudatus, 2954 nucleotides. Its product is annotated as bifunctional 3'-phosphoadenosine 5'-phosphosulfate synthase-like. The transcript has 16 exons. The coding region runs from base 116 to 2032 and encodes 638 amino acids. Gene Ontology annotation, molecular function: adenylylsulfate kinase activity; sulfate adenylyltransferase (ATP) activity; ATP binding. The record is from RefSeq and is a predicted model, not a curated record. NCBI's taxonomy places the organism in Eukaryota, Metazoa, Priapulida, Priapulimorpha, Priapulimorphida, Priapulidae. Gene Ontology annotation, biological process: 3'-phosphoadenosine 5'-phosphosulfate biosynthetic process; sulfate assimilation.
GGCAACGAUUCAUCAUCGGCGGAGUCGGCGAGCGAGGAAGGACGAGCAAACAAGUGAACGAGCGAGAGCGACGGAUCGAAAGGCUUAGCAGCGAACGACAGAGCGACGAAGCAGAAUGGAAGCUGAUGACGGCUGGACCAGGACGACCGACUUCCGGACGUACAACGCGUACGCGCGGCACGCAGCAUUGCAAACUACGAUUAUAGCAAGACAGCUGGAAGCCCAGAAGGCGACCAACGUCACCUACCAGAACCACCAUGUGUCUCGCCAUAAGAGAGGUCAGGUGCUGGGUCAGCGCGGCGGAUUCCGCGGAUGCUGCCUCUGGUUCACAGGUGCGUCCUCGGGACAGACAACCCGAAUAGCGUUUGCCGUCGAGGAGUACCUCGUCACGAAGGGCAUCCCCGCGUACGGCCUCGAUGGAGACAACGUACGACACGGCCUCAACAGCAACCUGGGCUUCUCGCCCGAGGCCAGGGAGGAGAACAUCCGGCGUGUCUCGGAGGUGGCGAAGCUGUUCGCAGAUGGAGGCAUCAUCGCCCUGUCGGCCUUCAUCAGUCCCUACGCGAAGGACAGAGAUAAUGCGCGUAAGACGUUCGACGAGGCGGGACUCACGUUCAAGGAGAUCUUCGUCGACACUUCGCUCGAAGUCUGUGAACAGCGCGACGUCAAGGGCCUCUACAAGAAGGCCAGGGCCGGCGAGAUCAAGGGUUUCACCGGUAUAGACCAGGUAUAUGAGGCGCCUGAACAAGCAGACCUUGUGCUGAAGGCAGGAGAACGCACCGUGGAAGAGUGCGUACAGGAAGUCAUAGAGAUGCUACAGGAUGAGGGCAUCGUUCCGAUCAACGCAGUGGAGAAGGUCAACGAACUGUUCGUUCCCGAGUCCAAGGUCGCGAGCAUUGUCAGCGAGGCGAAAUCCCUGCCGGUCCUCGAGAUCAACACGCUGGACCUGCAGUGGCUGCAGGUGCUGGCCGAGGGCUGGGCGACGCCCCUCCAAGGCUUCAUGAGAGAGCGAGAGUUCCUGCAGUGCCAGCACUUCGGAUGCCUGCUCGACGGUGGCGUGUCGAACCAGACGAUCCCGAUCGUGUUGCCCCUGACGACGGCGGACAAGCAGCGUCUGGCGGGCGCGCCGGCGUUUGCGCUGCACCACGGCGGGAAGCUGCGAGCGGUGAUGCGAAACCCGGAGUUCUACGAGCAUCGCAAGGAGGAGCGGUGCGGCCGUCAGUUCGGGCUCUGCAACCCGGGCCACCCCUACGUCAAGAUGAUCAUGGAGAGCGGUGAUUGGCUGGCGGGCGGCGACAUUGAGGUCGUGGAGCGAAUCAAGUGGAACGACGGCCUCGACAAAUACCGUCUCACGCCGAACGAACUGCGUGCGAAAUUCCGCGAGAUCAACGCGGACGCGGUGUUCGCGUUCCAGCUGCGUAACCCCGUGCACAACGGGCACGCCUUGCUGAUGACGGACACGCGGCGCCGCCUGCUGGAGCGUGGAUACAAGAACCCCGUGUUGCUGCUGCAUCCGCUCGGUGGCUGGACGAAGGACGAUGACGUGCCACUGGACGUGCGCAUGAAGCAGCACACGGCCGUCAUGGAGGAGGGCGUGCUCGACCCCAAGUCCACCGUAGUCGCCAUCUUCCCCUCGCCGAUGAUGUACGCCGGACCGACCGAGGUUCAGUGGCACGCCAAGGCACGGCAGGCGACCGGCGCACACUUCUACAUUGUGGGGCGCGAUCCGGCGGGCAUGGCGCACCCGGACACAAAGGAGGACCUCUACCACGCACAGCAUGGCAGGAAGGUGCUGACGAUGGCACCGGGCCUGACGCAGCUUGAGAUCGUGCCGUUCCGCGUCGCCGCCUACAACACGAAGAAGGGCAAAAUGGACUUCUACGACCCCGACCACAAGCCCGACUUUCUCUUCAUCUCGGGGACCAAGAUGCGCGGGAUGGCGCGCGACAGGAUCGAGCCACCGCCCGGCUUCAUGGCGCCCAAGGCGUGGAAGAUCAUGACCGAGUACUACCAAACUCUGCAGAAGAAGUAAAAACACCAAGAUGGGACCUAUGUGCGACGCGCCGGGUGACUGCGACACACUCAAACCCGAUCGGGUCAAGAUGGCCGCCGCAACCUUCGCGCGUCUGGCGCGGAGUCGAAAGACGCAGCUGCAUUGGACUUGUUUAAUGCGCACAUUGUGUUUUCCCGAAAGGGCCGAUCGCGCCCUUGGUGAGGUGGGUGGGUGGGGGGGCUAGGGCAUGCUUCAUAGGCUCAGAUUAUACGGCCGAGCUCCGUAGAGACCAAGCUUAUUUUUUAGGCACGUUUGCGUGUGCGCUCGUUUGUGUUUUUCGCUGCACUCUUCUCCCAAUACGCGGGAAAUGAGCAAAUCUAAAAGUUCGGUUUUGUUUCAGCUUGAUGCGAUGGCGAGGCACUGCGAUUGGUUACUAUGUAUCGUAUCGCGUAUGUCGUAGACGUAUUUAUAUUAUAUAUAUGUACGUGCGUGCGUGCGUGUGCACAGGUGCGUGCGUGUAAAUGUAUAUGUACAUAAUAUACAUGUUUUUGGCAGUAUGUGAUUGUAUAUAUACGUACACAUAUACGGACAUAAACAUGUGUAUAUGUAUAUCUACAUAAUAUACAUGUGUUUUGGCAGUAUGUGAUUGUAUAUAUACGUACACAUAUACGGACAUAAACAUGUGUAUAUGUAUAUAUCUACAUAAUAUACAUGUGUUUUGGCAGUAUGUGGUUGUACACAUAUACGGACAUAGACACGUUUCUAUGUACAUAUACAUUGCACGCAUAUGUUGGUUGUAUCUGCCUCGAGACGAACUCUCGUAUCUGCACCGUUUCUACUCGAGAGUGUGGCUGUGAUACGAUGAUUGGCUCAGGGUGGGUUACAUACUCGCGCCACUCUUUUAUAUAAACCUCCGACGACGAGUCGAUAAUGCAAUAAAGAUGAACUUGACCGAACAGAA